AUGGCGGCCGCGCGUCGAUUUAAAUAUACAGCGCGCGGGCUCAGCGCUUCAGUCGGCCACAAGAGUUCAGAGCGAUCUCACGUCACUUUUUUACCGAAAAAUAUUCCCGUCGCGCGCCGGCCUGUCGCCCCGUCGUCUAGUGAACGCCACGGUAAAACGAGUAAAAUGGGGAAACGUAAACAAAAAUAUUAUAAAUUAGUCAGCAAAUCGAAAUUCAAGAAAAAAGAGACUAUAAUUAAGAAUAGAAACAAAGCAGGCAACGAAGAUGGUGAAGCGCCAAACAGUUUAGGCUUGAACAUAUCAGAUAUUGAUAAACAGGAAUCACUAGAAGAUACAUCUGAUACUAAACUUAUUAUAGAAAAGGAAAAUAAAGAGCAAGAGGAAAUUGUAAUAACUGGAAAUAGAAUUAUAGAUUUUGCGUACAUUUUUCAACAACUACAACAAAUUUCUAAUCAUAGCACGGCAUUUGGUUGUAAUUUAAAUUGCUUAAAACUUAAGAAAGAAGUAAAAAAAGGGUUUCGUUCAAUAUUUCAUUUUAAAUGUCAAAUGUGUAAUGAGUCAUUCAAAUUAAAAAAUUGUCCUGAUUCUGAUAACAACAUGGAUCUCGACCUAAACGAUAAUGUUGUAAGCAGUUUUAUGUCUAUAGGUGCGGGGUUUUCAGGAUUGGAACUUGUUUCAGCCAGUCUCAACAUACCAUGUAUGUCUGAUAAAUUAUAUGCAAAGUGCCAUACCAAGGUCUGCGAAUUAUGGGAACUAGCGAAAGAAAAAAGCAUGGCAGAUGCAGCUAAAGAAGAGUAUGAUUUAGCUAUAAUUAAUGGAGAAGUUGAUUCAAAUGGAAUACCAAUGAUAACAGUGGUUGCAGAUGCUUGCUGGUCAAAAAGAUCAUACAGAAAAAACUUUAAUGCAUUGUCAGGUGCCGCUGUAAUAAUAGGGUAUAAGACGAAAAAAGUUUUGUAUAUGGCGGUGAAAAAUAAAUAUUGCAUGGUUUGUGCUCGAGCGGAAAAUAAAAAAGAGGCAACACCAGAGCACAUUUGUUUUAAAAAUUAUACGGGUUCCUCGAGCGGUAUGGAAGCAACAGCCUUGGUUGAAGGAUUUAAAACUUCCGUAGAAACGCACAAAUUGAUAUACUCUAGACUUAUAGCUGAUGGGGAUUCAAGUACACAUAGCAACAUUUUAAGAGCUAAACCUUAUGGAAAUUUGUUAGUGGAAAAGAUUGAGUGCACCAAUCAUCUAUUAAGGAAUUACUGUACGAAGUUGGACGAGCUGACCAGGAAUACAAACUACCCAAUAAAGUAUCGAAGAGCUGUACAAAACAAUAUAUUGCGUUUGAGGCGGUGUGUUAAUGGAGCAGUAAAACAUAUAGGUGCUAAAAAUAUAACUUUUGAGGAAAAAGUUCUUGAACUAAAAAAUGAUUUGUUGAAUGCGCCGCAUCAUGUCUUUGGUAACCAUGCUUCAUGCAAACCGUAUUAUUGCAAGAAACUUAUCGAAGAUGAAGCGCCAGAAGAAAAUGUUGUGCUAGCAAUGAAAAGUAAAGACGGUGGUUUUAUUUUUUCAGCCAUAACAAAAAUCCUUUCUAGGUUGGUGAAUAAUGCAAAAAGUCUAAUACACUGUGUGAAUAGCAAUAUAGCAGAGGUUUUCAAUAGUAUUAUUGCUAAGUUUAUUGGAGGAAAACGCAUUAAUUAUUCGGGCAGACAGUCAUAUUCUGGAAGAUGUGCAGCAUCAGUUGUUUCCUUUAAUUCAAAGCAACCACAAACUUACAUCAAUAAAAAUAUAUUUUUGCGAAGUCCAAAUAAAUUAAUUAAACGUCUUGAAAUGCAAAGGAAUUUGAAGAGAAUGUCUUCCGUAAAACGGAUAAUUUUUAAAUGUCGCAAAUCUAACCAAAAUCGCAAAAAGUCUAAUAAUCGAAAUAAUGACGAAAACUAUGGCGAGGCUUGUCAAAAACCUGACUUAAGUGAGGCUGAUUUUGAUUUUGCCAAAACAGAGCACUUAAAAACCAUGACUUUAAGUGAAGAAGACCGUCAGGCACUAGAAAGAAGAACUAUCUUGCAGGCUGAAUCUAUGGAAUGGCGCCAAGAAAGGAAACUACGUCUUACGGCUUCUGUGUUUGGCAAAGUGUGCAAACGAGGACUUAUUAAAUGUGGGCCUUUAGUUAAAAAUCUGGUGACUGAAAAGAAUUUGGAGCAUGUCAAAUCAAUUAGUUAUGGACAAAGUCAUGAAGCUCUUGCACGCGAACAACUAGAAUGUCAUCUAAAGAAGCCUAUUAAAUCGUGUGGUCUAUUUAUUGACCAAAAUUUGCCAUUCUUAGGUGCAAGCCCAGAUGGACUUGUGGAAGACGAUAAAAUUGUGGAAAUAAAAUGUCCAUAUGCGGCUCGGGAUCUAAGUGUCGACGAUGCUAUUAAAACGAAAAAAAUUCUUUUUUGGAAAAUCAGUAAAGACGGAAAUACUGUUUUAAAUAAAAGACAUGAUUGGUUUUUCCAAGCGCAGGGACAAAUUCACAUUGCACAACGAAAAACAUGCAUAUUUGCUGUUUGGACAAAUGUAGAUAUGAAGAUAGAAAUGAUAGAAGAAGAUUUACUUUUUUGGAAUGAUAUGGAAGAAAAAUUAAUAAAGUUUUAUUUUAGUUGCCUCCUUCCAGAACUAAUUGAUUCAAGAUUAGAUAGACAGAUGGAAAUUAAAGAACCGAAACAUAUUCUGGAAGCAAUUGAAAAUAGAAACACUAAAGAAGUUAAGCGGAAACUAGAUGAAACAACCAGAGAAACAAAACGGAAACGAAAAAAAUAAGAUAAGCGAGUACCCAAUGAAACUAAUUCAAAAUAAGUUUGCCUUACCUGAUUACUUAAUUUUACUUGAGAGACGGUACCCUCCUUUUUUUAGAAAAUUAAUUGUUUGUUUGUUAGUUAUGCGUCACUUUCCUAGACGGACUUCACCUUAAGCUUUAACUCCAAAUCCGCUGACCCGCUUUUCAUGAAAUUUGGUAAAAAGAUAGACACUAAUGCUUGAGAAAGGACGCGAAUAAAAACGGUAAUAAAGUCGGUUAAUUAAAUGAACGCACAAGAUUUUAAAACCUUAAAUUUUGUUAUAAAAUUUAAUUCAGUUUUUUUAAUUUGCUAAUUGCAAUAUAAUAAUAAAUAAAUAAAAAUAAAUAGGGAUAAAUCACACAGAUUGAGUUAUCUGAA
This is a messenger RNA of Amyelois transitella, 3176 nucleotides long. RefSeq lists its product as uncharacterized. The transcript is spliced from 4 exons. NCBI's taxonomy places the organism in Eukaryota, Metazoa, Arthropoda, Insecta, Lepidoptera, Pyralidae. The coding region runs from base 1 to 2781 and encodes 926 amino acids. The record is from RefSeq and is a predicted model, not a curated record.